Molecule: messenger RNA, 1407 nt
Organism: Morus notabilis
Lineage: Eukaryota; Viridiplantae; Streptophyta; Magnoliopsida; Rosales; Moraceae
Product: putative disease resistance protein At1g58400
Exons: 1
Coding region: 1-1407 (468 amino acids)
Biological process (GO): defense response to other organism
Molecular function (GO): protein binding
Source: RefSeq, a predicted model, not a curated record
AUGGCAGGCUCGUUGGUAAAGUCCUACUUGGAAAGACUAGAUUCUCUUUUGAUCCAAGAAAAGGAAGCAUUUGAUGGACUUGAAGAUCACAUAGAGAAGAUAGUGAACAAACUUAAGGAGAUUUCACAGUUUUUUGAUGAUACAGGCAAUACAGAAGAUUAUUCAAAUGAACUUAAAGAUAUAAUCAAUGACAUAGAAAAUCAUAUAGACAAGUUUCUCAGCCAGACUGAUGACGGAGCAACACUGAAAGAUUGCUUCCGAAAUGAUAUGCAAAAGAUUGAUUUUCGCCUUUCGGAAACCAUCCAAAGAAAGAAGGAGUUUAGUUCUUCAACAAUUGUCGACUCUCAAGUGCUAAAAGGUCAAACAUCAGCUUCUUCAUCUUCUUGUUCUUCUUCUUAUGCAACUUUUUCAUUUGAAUCCGAUUUCGAAAAUCUCUCCGAACCCCUUCGAAACUGCUUAAUGUACUGUUGCAUAUUCCCGGAGGAUUUCUUGAUCCACAAAGGGAAACUUAUUCGGCUACUAGUAGCCGAAGGUCUAAUUGAAGAUAGAGAAGGGAAAGUGAUGGAGGACACAGCGGAACAAUGUAUAUGUGAACUUGUCAACAAGGGGAUGCUUGAGAUAAAUGAUGAACACACCUACAAUGGCACCAAACUACGAGUUCCUUCGGUUUACCGCGAAUUCUGCCUUCGAAAAAUAGAGGAAGGAAAGCUCAAAGCUUCGGUUAGUGCUCCGCAGAAAGCGCGUCGCAUAGUGACUAGUCUAGACACGCUGAAAGAUGAGGAUCCCCAACUUUGGUCUUUGUUUCUCAUUGGCAACCAAAAAUCUAUCGAAGAGAAAAGCCAUUGGCUGAAGCACAAGAGCGCAAAGUUCUUGAGAGUUCUAGAUCUAGAAAAUGCGAAAUUCAAAAGCCUACCGGAUGAAGUUGGAGACAUGACACAUCUCACAUAUCUUUGCUUGAAAAGCACGAAGAUAAGUGAGCUCCCAGAGAGCCUAAGUAACCUAAAAGCCCUUCAAACUUUGGAUAUAAGAUGGUGUGGAUUUUUAGCAGCAUUGCCUCAUGGGAUACUAAGUCUUGUAAGCUUGAGGCAUCUCAAAAUGCUCAAGAACUAUGGUGUUACUGGCGUGAAAUUACCACGAGGCAUAGCAAGUCUCCGAAACCUCCUGACCCUUACAGGCGUCGAUCCUAGUGGCGGCAUUGCAGGAGAAUUAGGCAAUUUGACACAGCUCAGAAGGCUGGGAGUGAUGGAUGUGACUGAAGAGAAUGUCAAUGAGUUAUCUUCGUCAAUUAUGAAAAUGCAAGGCCUUUUGAGCUUAUCUCUAGAACCAAAGCAUACACACCAGAAGAACAAACUUCCUCUCUUGGAUUCAUUUUCGCCACCUCUAUCUUUGAGGAAGCUUCGCCUUUAA